GCAGAGAUGACCGUUUCCCUCACCUCAACAGAGGGAAACUGAGGCCAGAGGUGAGGAGGGACUUGCCAAGGGCACACAGCAAGUGGCAGGGGCAGGCUGAACGUCUGGUUCUGUCUGUUUGUAAACACUAUUGAGGGGAAACAGAUGGUUUCUGAGAGGCCCGAGAGCCAACGGCCAGGAAGCCUGGCAUUGCCCAGGGUGCUGGGCGCCCCUGCUCCACCUGAGCCUGCUGUCCCUGCAGUGUCCUCAGCCUGGGGGGGCUGCGUGGAGGUGGACUCAGAGACCGAAGCCGUGUACGGGAUGACCUUCAAAAUUCUGUGCAUCUCCUGCAAGCGCCGCAGCGAGACCACCGCCGAGACCUUCACAGAGUGGACCUUCCGCCAGAAGGGCACGGAGGAGUUUGUCAAGAUCCUGCGCUAUGAGAACGAGGUGCUGCAGCUGGAGGAGGAUGAGCGUUUCGAGGGCCGUGUGGUAUGGAACGGCAGCCGGGGCACCAAGGACCUGCAGGACCUGUCCAUCUUCAUCACCAACGUCACCUACAACCACUCCGGCGACUACGAGUGCCACGUCUACCGCCUGCUCUUCUUUGAGAACUAUGAGCACAACACCAGCGUCGUCAAAAAGAUCCACCUUGAGGUGGUGGACAAAGCCAACAGAGACAUGGCGUCCAUCGUGUCGGAGAUCAUGAUGUAUGUGCUCAUCGUGGUGUUGACCAUAUGGCUCGUGGCAGAGAUGGUUUACUGCUACAAGAAGGUCGCCGCGGCCACGGAGGCCACCGCACAAGAGAAUGCCUCGGAAUACUUGGCCAUCACCUCAGAAAGCAAAGAGAACUGUACGGGUGUCCAGGUGGCUGAAUAGCCCGGGUAAGGCCCUGGGCUCCACCUCAAGGAAGAGCCAGCCCUAAUGGGGAACAUCUGGGCACAGCCUGCCCCCAGGGGGGGUUGGCCAUUCCUGGGCCUCCACGAGCCUCAGAGUCCUGCCAACGGAGCUGCCAGGGUGGGAGGGGGCAGGGGGCUUGGCUCACACCCCCGAUCCAGCCCACUUCCUCCUGCCCCAUCGCCCACCCACGCCAUGCAUGAUGGGUAAAGCAAUACUGCCGCUGCCCCCACCCCUGCUUCUGCUGCCUGUUUAGGAGGGGGGGCGGUGAGGUGGGGGCAGCGGCUCCGCACCCCUCCUUCUUGCUGAUUUGCACACAUUGGCCGCUUCAGAUGCACACUACUGGGGCCCAGCCCCUCCCUGCCCCCCUCCUCCGCCCAGCGGGGGGGUUCGUGAUGGGCCGGCACAGUUUGGGGCAGGGGGUUCUGGACCCACUCCGACCCGACCCCCAGAGACAUUUCCCCUCCUUCCUCUGGCUGGACCUGGGGUCCCCUCUCCCUGUGAUGCACUCUUGCCCCAGCCCAACCCUGCCCUCUCUCACCAGCCUUGGACUGUGGCCACUUAGAAAGGCCCAUUCAGCCUCUUCUCUCUUCACAAGAGUAGUUUUGUUCAUGAAAUAAAGAUUCUUGGACUUGAUUCAUA
Molecule: messenger RNA, 1518 nt
Organism: Odobenus rosmarus divergens (Pacific walrus)
Lineage: Eukaryota; Metazoa; Chordata; Mammalia; Carnivora; Odobenidae
Gene: SCN1B
Product: sodium channel, voltage-gated, type I, beta subunit
Exons: 5
Coding region: 145-858 (237 amino acids)
Biological process (GO): sodium ion transport; regulation of heart rate by cardiac conduction; cardiac muscle cell action potential involved in contraction
Cellular component (GO): voltage-gated sodium channel complex
Molecular function (GO): sodium channel regulator activity
Source: RefSeq, a predicted model, not a curated record